Molecule: messenger RNA, 753 nt
Organism: Alternaria burnsii
Lineage: Eukaryota; Fungi; Ascomycota; Dothideomycetes; Pleosporales; Pleosporaceae
Exons: 1
Coding region: 1-753 (250 amino acids)
Source: RefSeq, a predicted model, not a curated record
AUGGCUGCCACCGACUCCAAACCCACGCUAUCUACACUCAAGACACCCAUGUCUGCUACCUACCCCUCGGAACUCAGGUCGCCCAUGAUCACCUCUGCAACAACCCCCAUCUUUGCCAAUAUCAAACGGGAGGAUUCAGAUCUCAAGACACCCAUCACACCACCGACAGCCUAUCUCGAGUUCCUCAAAAAUUUAUCACCUGUCUUGUCAAGCCCAAUGUCCACUGGUACUAGCUCCAGGUUUGUCUUUGGUGACAGCCGCCCCACUUCAGUAACAUCAUCGGCGUCCAGUGCAUCAUUCACAUCAACAUCGGCUCCGGCAGACAAAACUAAGAACAAAGAUUCGCCAACAACCUCAAGGUCAAGCAGCUGCAGCAGAUGCGACACCACCAAGGAUGAAUCGCCAAUGUCUGCACCUCCAACCAAGGUCCAGACGGUCACUAUCCCACCACCAUCACCUUUCACACGACCCCAUUCUGCGCGGACACCCCGCCUUUACAUCCCCCAAUCACCCUAUUCGCCCGCUGCAGUACGGUCACCAGCCAGCGCAAAGUCUAUCCAAUCACCGUUUUCUGCCGUCUCAUCACCCAAAACCUGGGAUGCGGAAAAGAAGACUAGCCGCUCAAGGCGCGUUAGUGUGCGCGAAGUUGUUACACGGACAGUGACAUACAGUCGCACACCCGUCGACGCAAAAGCUCCACAGUUUCCGCAAAUUGACCCCGCACCCCGCGGUAAGAGGAGGAAGGUCGAGUAG